AACAGCAUUUCCCAGACUUCCGCACUGUCGGACACAUGCGUAGGGUGCCGACAGGGCAGUACCACAAUGUACUUUUAUUUAUUCCGCCGCAUUCCUGAUAUUAAACACUUCGUACCACAAUGAGUUGAGAGGCCUCGUCCGAUACGAGCGGGGUCCCGGUGUGAGCCAGGCACUGCAACGAAUCCUGUCAGGUUCCCUCUGAGUCAGGAUUUGUUCGGUUUUAUCAAGCUAAAAAUGACAAAUUGUUUCGCAGGGGGAUGCGCAGUCGGGCACGGCUGUUCGCUGGCGCCAUGCGGUUGUUCUUGCGGUGGUGUCGGCUGUGCCCAAGGCGAAGCCGCUCGAAGCUGCUGAAGCGGCCGAGGGAGCUGUGGAGCUACGGCAGGCUGAUCCUGAGGUCCCUGUACUUCAACUCGCUCACCAACUCGGACGUCAUCAUGGACUCCUUGUUCGAGCCUGUCUACUGGCUGGUGGACCACCUGACCCGCUGGUUUGGGGUGGUCUUUGUGUUCCUGGUGGUGGUGCUCACCAGCUCCGUCCUGCUGAUCAUAUACCUCAGCCUGCUGCCCCUGGCUCUUACUACCUACUCCCUUCCCUGGAUUGUGUGGCACAUAGUCUACGGGCACUGGAACCUGGUGAUGAUUGUCUUCCACUACUACAAGGCCACCAGGACCUCUCCGGGCUAUCCUCCACAGAUCAAACAUGACAUCCCUUCUGUGUCGGUGUGCAAGAAGUGCAUCACCCCCAAACCCGCCAGGACUCACCACUGCAGCAUCUGCAACAGGUGCAUACUGAAAAUGGAUCACCACUGCCCCUGGCUCAAUAACUGCGUGGGCCACUUCAACCAUCGCUAUUUCUUCUCCUUCUGCCUCUUCAUGACCAUGGGCUGCGUCUACUGCAGCAUCAGCUGCCGCAACAUGUUCUUUGAUGCUUACAGUGCAAUAGAGCGCAUGAAGAGCUUGGACUCCGAGAGGCAUGGGGUGGCAGUGACGGAGGUGGGGCUGAUUUUCAGCAUCCUGCCUCUGGGAUUCGUGUCUGGGCAGACCUACUAUCAGACUCCACCUCCUCCCUUCACCUUCAGAGAGAGGAUGUUUCAUAAGAGCAUCAUUUACCUGUGGGUGCUGACUAGCUCGGUGGCGCUAGCUCUGGGAGGCCUGACCCUGUGGCAUGCGGUGCUCAUCUCUCGAGGCGAGACCAGCAUUGAGAGGCACAUCAACCGGAAGGAGGCCCGGCGCCUGGAGAAGAGGCAUAAGGUUUUUCGAAAUCCAUUUAACUAUGGCAGGAUGAACAACUGGAAGUUGUUCUUUGGAGUGGAGAAGAAGAGUCACUGGCUGACUCGAGUCCUCCUGCCCUCGGGACACAGCCCCUACGGGGACGGCCUGACCUGGGACUACGCUCCUUACAGGAACUCCCUCGUGUCCAUCUGACGCUGUCCCGCACGGCCUCGCUGCGGGGCCCGAGCCCCAGGCUGUCCGACGUGGGGACAGACUGCAGCGCUGACUGGCGCUUGUGUAUCCUCUUCCCGCUCCCCAGAAGAUUGGUCUUUUGUUAAACCGUCAUCGCCUCCCUUUUGAAAUGAUUUCCUUGUGUCCCUGGGUGCAUUUUUAGUUAGGGGUUAAUGUGCUGGUGUGGGGGGGUGGGGUUUUACAGGUGCUGGGGUGGAAGGGCUUUCGGGACACAUUGGACUUACAGGAGCUGGGCCUCUCGUGGCAGCAGAAGGACCUGGACCAGCAGUGGCUACAGCUACAGUACCAUCAAGGAAGGGUCCAAUCUGAGCAAUAACUGCCCGUGCGAGUCUUGAAAUACUCUCUUCUUGGAUACAAUAAGCCAGGACUCAGUGGAGCUGUGCUCCAUCACAUACUGUUUGACUGUGGGUGUUUGUUAUAUUUGAUAAUUUAAAAUUAAACUUUUACAAAGUUGUUUUAAGGUUG
Molecule: messenger RNA, 1928 nt
Organism: Lepisosteus oculatus (spotted gar)
Lineage: Eukaryota; Metazoa; Chordata; Actinopteri; Semionotiformes; Lepisosteidae
Gene: zdhhc16a
Product: zinc finger DHHC-type palmitoyltransferase 16a
Biological process (GO): protein palmitoylation
Cellular component (GO): Golgi apparatus
Molecular function (GO): palmitoyltransferase activity
Source: RefSeq, a predicted model, not a curated record